Molecule: messenger RNA, 1810 nt
Organism: Neoarius graeffei (lesser salmon catfish)
Lineage: Eukaryota; Metazoa; Chordata; Actinopteri; Siluriformes; Ariidae
Product: E3 ubiquitin-protein ligase RNF183
Exons: 2
Coding region: 463-1356 (297 amino acids)
Biological process (GO): protein ubiquitination
Molecular function (GO): ubiquitin protein ligase activity
Source: RefSeq, a predicted model, not a curated record
AAAUGCAGAAAAAUUCAGUUUCAACGCUUUUUUAAAUCUGGAGCAUCUGCUGUACGAGUCCCUGUAAAUGAGCUGUUGCUAUAGAAACGAUAAUGUAUUAGAAUGAGUGAGUUAAUUGUAAAUUAGCCAUGGCCUAAUCGUUAGAGAAUCAGCUUUGGGACCAAAAGGUUGCUUGUUCAAGUCUACCAGCAGGAAUGGCUGAAGUGCCCUUGAGUAAGGCAUCGAACCCCCAACUGCUGCUCUGGGUGUGGUGCACAUCACUCUGGGUAAGAGCGUCUGAUAAACGCCUGCAGUGUAAAUAAACCUGUGAUUUUUAACAGUGGAGUAACAGCUAUUAUUAUUAUUAUUAUUAUUGAAUAAGCACUGACCUCUGACCUUGAUACUUGUCCGAGUUUCUGCCUGUGUGUCCCUCAGCUUUAUUUGACUACUCUGUGUGUGUUUCCUGGUGUUUGAUAUCUCUGUAUGCAAAUCCCACCACACACAGCGAACUCCAGUGUACUAAUGCAGGAACUGAGAGAGAAAGAGGGUUUAGAUCAACAUGCAGACAGAAGGAGGGACGGUUCAGGAGGAUUACUGAGGCGUCAGAGCCACAGGACACACACUGAGCCCUGGGCCGAGGGAUGGAGGGUCUGUACAGAGACAGCGAGAGAUCCAGAUCAGCAGCAGUGUCGCAGCCCCACUGACUCGUCAGACUUGUACCAUUGCACCGUCACCGUUCACCCUCACCCAGCCAUGCAGCAGUCUCCUGACUCACCCAAUGGCCCGGGCGUGUCUACGGAGCCCACGCCGAGCACCACAGAGGUCCUUGAAGUGCAGGUUCACAGUAACGAGGACCUCCCAGAGCUGGAAUGCGCCGUGUGCUUCAGUCAGUUCAACAACGUGUUCAACACGCCCAAAGUGCUGCAGUGUGGCCACACGUUCUGCCUGGAGUGCCUCGCGCGCAUGAACAUAAAGUCCUCCCAGCCCGCGAGCCUGCAGUGCCCUCUGUGCAGAGCGUUCACCCCUCUGCCCACCCUCGGCCUGCCCAAACUGGACACGGACGUGGCGGUGCUGUCCUGCCUCCCGGAGGCCAUGCAGCACGUCUACAGCAUCCGCUUCAAUCGCAACAAAUGCAAACUGCAGGUGAAGCGCAUUCCCAGCUCCAUUCCAGCUUCCCUAAACAACCAGCGCCGCAGCCUGGACCUCGGGUCUCCCGUCAGCGCUGAUGAGGACCAGGACAGGCCACGCGGAGUGGCCCCGUUCUUCAGACGGCUCAUGAGGCUUCCCAUGUGCAGGGCGUUCCUCAUGAUAUCCUCCAUGCUCAUCAUGGUCUCGCUCACCAUCGGCAUCAGCAUCCUCCUUUCAAUACGUAAGUGACAUCACAGAGAGGAGGGAGGGAUUUUAGGGCAGCGGUUUGAUUUCUCACGUAAACUGGUUUCAGCGUCUCUCCAGUGGUUCUUCCAUAAAACGGGUUUCUCUGCAGCUUCUCUCCUGGAACAGACUUCUCCACUCUGCACUUUCAGCAAGAUGAUUUGUCAACUUCAGACAGAUUAAAUACGGAAAAAAAAUGUGUUUAUGUGUGUUCACGUUUUAUGUUUUCUUCCUGUUGUUACUUGAUAUGCUCAGAUUUGCACUAUGAGCUGCUCCAAAGGCUAACUGUAAACAUGAAUGUACAGCAACACCAGUCUUAUUAAAGACACAGAAAACACCACUCACUGGCUAAGGCCCUGUCCACACGGCAACGGAUUCAGGUGACUCCGAUACAAUUGUUUAUCAUUUAGGCCUGGCAUCCACACGGCACCGGCGUUUUAGGUGCCCAAAACGCAAUCUU